Messenger RNA from Cylicostephanus goldi, 750 nucleotides. The record is from the annotation of a GenBank genome assembly. NCBI's taxonomy places the organism in Eukaryota, Metazoa, Nematoda, Chromadorea, Rhabditida, Strongylidae.
UUGAUUUCCAAAUUCAAGGCUGUAGUGAGAUGGUCGACUGAAGAGUGCGCUCGACGUGGGCUCGAGCCGACUACCGAAAAUCGAAGAGCGGUUUUAGGUAGAGCCGUGCAACUCAUACGCUUCCCCCUCAUGACUGUUGAAGAAUUUGCACAAUCUGCUGCCCAAUCUGGACUGCUCACUGAUCGAGAAGUGGUGAAUCUGUUCCUCUACUUUACAGUAAAUCCGAAACCUUCAAUCGGCUUCAAUGACAACCCACGAUGUUCUGUCGCAGGCAAAGAGCUGGUUGUCAGCCGUUUUCAACGAAUCGAUGGACGCUGGGGUUACAGUGGUACUCCAGACAGAAUCAAGUUCACGGUAGAUAGAAAAAUAUAUGUAGUCGGGUUUGGCUUAUAUGGAGCUAUACACGGUCCCCAUGAAUAUCAGUGCACUAUACAGAUAAUUCACUGCGGUACGGGAAAAGUUCUAGCGCAGAAUGAUACAUCGUUUGUUUGCGAUGGAUCAUCUUCAACUUGUCGAGUUUCCUUCCGAGAACCUGUAGAGAUCACUCCGGGUGUUACCUAUAUCGCCAGCGCAUGUCUAAAGGGUAUGGACUCUCAUUAUGGUACAAAAGGACUACGAAGGAUCGUCCACCAAUCAGCCUCCGGUGGCGUAGUUACUUUCCAGUUUACGUAUGCCGCUGGUAACAAUAAUGGGACAAGCGUUGAAGAUGGACAAAUCCCAGAGAUCAUAUUUUAUACGAACAACAGCUAG